AUGAGAGGAACUGAGAAAGCUCCAAAUAGGGACAGAAACAGCUCCUCUGUGAGCAAAGCUAGUUUUGGCAAAAAGGACAUCAAAUCACGCGGUAUACACAGUAAUGAAAAGUCUGUAGCGGAAAAGAAACCACGGAAAUUCAAUUGCAGAAAUAGUCCAAAAAUGAAUACCUAUCUUGCUCAAGUGCUAGCACUUACAUUGUGCGUCGGUUUCGUUGCAUCCAGAACAUGCGACCGUUUUGGAGCCAUAUCUGGAUGUUCAACUAACUGCAACACCGGAACAGAAGACGUUGAAGACGGUGGUGUAUGCGGAUCACGACGAUGUUGCAGGACGAACUGUGCAGGACCACGAACAUUUUGCAUUGGAAUUCGACAGUCGUGUGAGAGCACCGGUGAAGGCUUCGAUGAGGUCGAUGGCACAUGCCCAGACGACGACAACUUCAUUUGCUGUGCCCCAAGAGACGCAGCGCCGGUAGCACAAGGGCCAGCGCCUUAUCCACAAUACGAGACAACACCCCCUCCACUCCCAGUUCAAUACACUACUACUCCAGCACCACCUCCUCCAGCUCCCGAAACUCCACCACCACCACCGCCGGCCCCAGAAACCACCCCAAGCCCACCGGAAACGGAAGCACCAAACCCGGAGCCAGACAAUCCUCCAAAACAGCCCCCAACCCCACCUAAACAGCCUCCUACGCCAGCCCCACCACCAACUCAAGAUGAUCAGGAAAACCCUAGCCAGGCUCAAACGCCACCCGGAAAAUCAACAAAAUAUCACAAAAGCAAGAAAGAAAAGAGAAAAGGAAAGAAAAAGAACAUGAAGAAAGCAAAGAAGGCAAAGGUUGGGAAGGGAAAGAAGAAAAGCGGCUGA
Messenger RNA from Rhopilema esculentum, 870 nucleotides. RefSeq lists its product as uncharacterized. The record is from RefSeq and is a predicted model, not a curated record. Lineage: Eukaryota; Metazoa; Cnidaria; Scyphozoa; Rhizostomeae; Rhizostomatidae.